Molecule: messenger RNA, 2202 nt
Organism: Clunio marinus
Lineage: Eukaryota; Metazoa; Arthropoda; Insecta; Diptera; Chironomidae
Source: the annotation of a GenBank genome assembly
UUUUUAAGCUAUUUGCAUUAAAAAGGGUAAAUUUUAAGAAACGUGUUAAUUUCCCAAGUAAAAAAGUUGAUUUUCUUUGUUAUUGUUGUAUGAGAUAGGGAAAUGGUAAAUAAUACUUCGGAAGGAAAAACUGGUGACCAAAGAAAAGAGACAAAUUUAGAUCCUAACGUUGGUACUAACAAAAAGAAAAUUGUAUUCUCUUGUGAAGAAAUUGAAGCAAAAACAAGGAAUAAUCACGUUAAAGAAGAUUCAAUACUCAAGAUUUCAUCUCAAAAAGUCGAUCUUAAAAGAAUUGAUCCCGCCGUUAUGUAUUAUUCAUCGCCAAACAAUGUGACUCGAUAUGAUAAGGACGAAUUAAUGUCACUCAAGUCCACAUUUUCUGCACAAUCACCGCCUUCAUGUCUUUAUGAUCCAAGAAUUAUUCGCUUAAAUAUUCUCAAAUAUAAACAAGUUCAUCCUGAAGAGUACGAAAACCAAAUGAAAGCAUUUCGAGGAUUACUUCCCAGACUGUCUAUGAGCAGUUUUGAUCCCAAGUUAUUGGAUUUAUUAAAUAACUACCACAGAUCUCUGUUGUUACCAUGUUUUCAAAAUUAUACCGGAGGCAAAAUUAAUGAUAUCAAUAAUUUACGGCAAUCACAACGCAAUAAUAAUCAAAUGCCUAACAGCAGAAACGUUUCAUGGAUUGACGAAAAACCAUAUUUCGAUAAUCACAAUGAGGAACUUCCAUAUGAUCGCAAGAAUUUUUUUGAUAACAUCACAACCACAGCUUCAGGAUUACGAACAUCACGUGUCGGAUCUGGAUGGUUAGACAACAAGAAGGUUCGGCAACCUUUGCAAGAUAUUCGAAGUGCUAAAAUCAACUCUUGUUCGAAUGAGCGAUUUAAUUACCAUCCAGGAAAUCAUUCCAUUGGGAGCAUUUCCACCUACAGUGAAUCUAAGUCGUCAUGUGAUGAUUCCUUAAAUAAAUCUUCAGAAAAAGAUGAAAGUGGAUUUUCGAAUAAAUUGAUGAGUGCAGAUGAUAAAUCCGAUAAUGGAAACAUGGAAUCAGAACCUGAAUGGUUCUCAUGGCCGGCGUCCCGAAAUGAUGUUAUAGAUUUGCAUGGAUUUGAAGAAGACGAAGAGUUAAACAAGAGUAAUGAGUCAAAAGCUACCAGUCAGAGUUCUUCGCAGAAAUGUAGUCCGACUAAAACAAAAUUUGAGGACUUUCAAGGUGCUGCUAGGACAGAAGGAUGUCCGUCAGUUCCAGUUUAUCGUCGUACAACUCAGCAUGAUCAAUUUAAUCAACAUCAACAGCGUUCCAAUCGUACUUCCAUUUCAAAGCCAUCGAACUAUGCAAAAAGUAAUCUCACCAGCUCUGGUUUUUACAACACCACUCAUAAUCGUCAGGCAAUGCAUCAUUUCAAAACACAACCAGUAAUGCAGCGAAAUGAUGUGAAUCAAAGUGCUAAAAGUGAGGCAGAGUCUGCAGCUCACAUUAAUCCAUUCUUUGAAAUGUGGAAGAAAAAUUUAUCAACUUUUCAACAAGAAAAUGUGAAUUACGCGAAAAUUAAAAGCGAAGCUCAGAUGAUAACAAUUACUGAUGUCGAAAAUGCAAUGAAUGUGAAAAUGGGAAAUUUGAGUCAUCAGGAGAUGCCAAAACCAUCAUCGAGUCAUAAUGAAAAUAAUCGUUUCAAAAUGCCAGCAGUUUCACAGAUGUCAGGAACAAAUGUUUUGUCAAUGGGUGCUGGAAGUCCAAAUUUUCAGAAACCUUUUCCUCCUUUUAUGUUAGGUCAAUCAUCAGUUCCACCACAUGCUUAUCAGCCUGGAAUGAUUCCGUCACAAGAACAGCUUCAACAACAUACAUCAGAGAUUAUGCGCAAUGCAAUUAUACGUAAGCAGCUUGGUGAAGAGAAAAAAUUCCGCAAAUAAUCAAAGCUCAACGAAAGCUUUUAAAUCAUGAAUUUUAUUCUCCUGCCUUUUUUUGAAUUAUAUUUUCUUCUCCCAACUCCAUUCAUUACUUCAAACACUCGAGUCUGAUUUGUUGUGUAUUAAAUAUUUCGACAAUCGUAAAAUGGAAUGAAUCUAAUACAACAACAACAAUCAGAAAGAGAAAAAUAUUCAAAGUUACAAGUUAUGAUAGUUCUGGAAAUGUAUAAAUGAAAAUGGUAAACGGAUGAUUUCUGAAAUACAAUAAAAAGCAUACAACUCAUUUAGUCUCUUUUG